UGUUUAAUUUCCACAGGAAUCCAAAUCAUUUGCUGUCAGCAUUUUCAAGGGCCAGAUCGCGACUGCUCAGGUGUUCCCCUACCCCUCAGUGAUGAACGAGGAGCAGGAGCAGUUUCUCAGGGAGCUCGUCGGGCCUGUCAACAAAUUCUUUGAGGAGGUGAACGAUCCGGCCAAGAACGACGUGUUGGAGAAGGUGGAGGAUCACACCAUGGAGGGCCUGAAGGAGAUGGGUGCCUUCGGCCUGCAGGUGCCAGCCGACCUCUGCGGCCUCGGCCUCUCAAACACGCAGUACGCCCGGCUGGUUGAGAUCGUCGGCAGUCACGACCUCGGUGUCGGCAUCACUCUGGGCGCUCACCAGUCCAUCGGCUUCAAGGGCAUUCUGCUUUUUGGGAAUCCAGCCCAGAAGGAGAAAUACCUGCCAAAACUUGCCACAGGUGAGCACAUCGCUGCCUUCUGCCUCACCGAACCAGCCAGCGGCUCUGACGCCGCCUCCAUCAAGACCACGGCCGUUCAGUCCCCCUGCGGACAAUACUUCACCCUCAACGGAAGCAAGAUCUGGAUCAGCAAUGGCGGUCUGGCGGAGAUCUUCACCGUGUUCGCCAAGACGCCCAUGAAGGAUCCAAAGACCGGAGAGAUGAAGGACAAGAUCUCAGCCUUCAUCGUGGAGAGGAGCUUCGGAGGAGUGACGCAGUGAGCGCACCUUUAUCUCACAGCAGGGUUCACGCAGUCA
Messenger RNA from Plectropomus leopardus (leopard coralgrouper), 730 nucleotides. The record is from RefSeq and is a predicted model, not a curated record. NCBI's taxonomy places the organism in Eukaryota, Metazoa, Chordata, Actinopteri, Perciformes, Serranidae.